AUGUCGACCUUGUCGACCUUGCUCAUGGGGAUGCUGGCUGCCGGCCCAGGAGAAAUGAUCCUGCCCCACCCCAAAGAUAACCAGAGGCGCUGCCCCGUCUCACUCUGGCUCCUCAGGCCCUGGGCAGACCCGCCACCUGAGGGGCUAGGGCCCACCCAGCUAGUGUUUGUGCGGCUGCACGUGUCUGUGCCUGCCCACUGGGCCAGGCGGGGACCUGUGAGGGACAGCCUCCUUCCCCGGGAGGGCGUCCGGGUCAGCGUGACGACGGAGGACUUGGGGGCCAGCGUGCCCCGCUGCAUGCCUUCUCCGGAGCCUCAGUCUCCCCAUCUGUCAGUUGUGCUGAUGGUGGUGACUGCCUGCAAGGCUCGACGUAGCAAUCGGAGAGGGGGCGUGCCUGGGGGCGUUUUCUUGGCCCCCUGCACCUUUCUCGGUCAUGGGCAUCCUGAGACAGGAGAGGAAUCCGGGCUCCGUCCGCCUGUGGCUGAGGAUGACGCCAUGGCUGCCCUGAGGUGGCCCAGGCCCUCCCAGCAGCCAGGCGACCUGCAGGGAGCUCCCCACGUGGCCUGGUCCGACCACACUGAGCAGCUAGGCGCCCGGGGGAAGGCCCACAGCCACCCGGUGUGGUCGGAAGGCAAGGAGGCCAAGGAUGGGGACAGCUCGGUGUCAUCAGGCCGCCUCUCUGGCUCCUCUGGGGGCCACGCGUCCUGCACAUCUCCCCCCGGGCCCUGGAAGGAGAGGCCCCCCCAGGUGCUGGGGCCCCGGCGGCAGCCCAGAGAGAGCAACCCGCGGCUGGAGCAGCUGCGGGACAAGAUCCGGGCCCAGGCCCAGUGGCAGGCCAGCUGCGCCUCCCUGGGCACCUCCGCACCGUCCAGCGCCUCGCGCCUCUACAGAGCCUCCAAGCCAGACCCCCGGAGGAAGGCCAGGAAGCCGACGAACCCCCCUCCAGCCCCGUGGGAGGCACUCAGGCCUGGGGCCUCCGUCAAAGGCUUAGGCGCCCUGGGUGUGGCUCCUUGUGGAGUGGAAGACAAGGCAAUCCCCGGCCAGGGGUGCGAGCCGUCCGGGGUGCCCCGGCGCCAGGCCUCAGUUCCACGGGAGAAAGCCAGAAGGAUGCAAAGUAGUCCUUGCAAAAGGGAGAAGGCCCCCAGAUCACCCAUCCCCAGAAGAGCCGCCAAAGACAAAGAUUCUGAGUUGGUUGGUGUUUACGCCUGGAGGAAAGGACCAGCCCUGGUGAGGGCCCUGCUUGGGCCCCCUCCCGCCCUUCCCAGGCUCCAGAGCAAGGCUCCCUCAAGAGACCAGGCCCCUACCGCGGAAUUAGGAGAUAGCAAGAGAGUUGGAGCUGCCGAGAGCUCCUCCGUCUGCCCCCGGAUGCCCAGUCCAGCCUCCUUCCGAGGUGACCUGCAGCUGUCUGACAACGCACCCAACCUGGCUUCCUGCGAUCAGCCCAUGACCAUCCAAAAUGCUAUGGCCGUCCUUAGAGACCUCCGCCAGCAAAUCCAGGCCGGGCUGGAGCUGGCCCGGCACCGCCACUCCAGGGGAGGGCCAGAGCUGGGGCGGUCAAAGCUGUGGCUGCAGAACCCGGCGGGGAGGAGGCAGUGGGGCCCCUGGAGCACCCCAGACGUGCGGGGCUCCUUCUCCAAGAGUCCUCAAGCAGGGAUGGAGGGGAGGCGCUCCUCCCUAGAGAGGCCUGGCAGCUUCCCCACUGGGCAUCGCUGGAGCACCCUGGCUGGCGCCUCGGCCGGGCAGGCCUCCAGGUCUCAGCGGACCGGAGCGGCCCCAGGACGGAACCCCUCCUUCCAGAGGCCCGGGAGCCCCCCUGAGAAGCUGACCUCCCUGCCGCAGCGGCCCUGGAGCGCCUCGGCCGGGCAGGCCUCCAGGCCCCCGCGGACCUGGGCCACUCAUGAAGACUGGGAGAGCCCCGCCCGAAGACCCUGGAGCCCUUCUGGCCAGCGGUCCCGGAGCGCCUCCUUCACGCAGGGCGCUAGCUCCCCGUGCAAGGACAGAGGCUCCCUCCUGCCGCCCUCCGGAGUGGAGCACGGCUGGCUGAGGCCCGCCGGGGGUGCCCCGGGGAAGGAGGACGAGGAGUGGGUGCCACCACCCUGCCCGAAGCCCCGGGGGGCCCUGGGCCACCGCUACGGCACCGAGGCGCUGCGGGAGUUCAUGCGCCAGAAGAGGUUGGCGCGGCGGCGGCAGGCCCUGGAGGAGAAGGCCUCGGCCGUGCGGGCGCUCGAGCUGAAGAACCAGAGGCUGCAGGAAGUCUACAGGAAGCAGCGGGAGGCCGUCCUCGGCAAAGCCGUCCCUGUGGUCUCCCAGACGAACCCCGGCAUUGUGACCUUUUUCCCGCAUUGUGCGCCGUCCAGGGGCCUGGAAGCUCCCGGGAGCCUGGGGUCGCCUGUGUUGGAGUGGAGCAAGGUGACCUCCGGCAUGGUGCUGGGGGACCAGGAGGCCCCGGGCAGCUUCUGCCUGUGUUUGAACAGAGCCUUGAAUCGCACUGAGACUCUAGAGAUGGACGGCCCCCAGGACGGCUGGGACGGUGCCCCCAUGCGGAAGCUCCAGGACCCGACCAGCCGGCCCCUGCGCCCAGGCGUGUGCAUCUACCUGGACCCCGAGGAGAGCGAGCACCUGGGCACACCGGGGCCCCUGCACUUCCGCCACAAGGAGGCCCGGCUACAGGCGCUGGAGACCAUGGCCAACGUCCUGAAGCAACGGAUUGACAUCCUCACAGCCAAGCUGCACAGGUCGGAGGCACCGGACACUCUCGGGGACCCGGUCUCAGACCUGUCGCUCUCACGCCCCAGCACCGUGCCCACAGCCCCGGUCUGCUCUGGAGGCCUGGUGCCCAACGGGAGCAGAGGGGCCCCCUGGGACUGGGCAGACAUGCCGGCCAGGACACUGGUCCCUCCUACCUGCUUCCUGGAUGGCGGGACUCUGCCGUGGAGCCCCGACUGGGAGCGGCGACAGAGCGUCAGCCCAAGAGGCCACUACGACAGCAAGCCCCGAG
Molecule: messenger RNA, 2998 nt
Organism: Leptonychotes weddellii (Weddell seal)
Lineage: Eukaryota; Metazoa; Chordata; Mammalia; Carnivora; Phocidae
Source: RefSeq, a predicted model, not a curated record